GCAGAGCAGCUCUGCAGUUCCUCUUUUUGUGCCUGAGCCCUGUUCAAGCCCCCACGGCAGACGGGGUGGGGGUGUUGGCGGUGUGGGACCGCUGGCGCUACCUCGGAGCGAUGAGCGUCCAGCUGCUGCUGCUGCUCUGUGCCGUGCUGGGCACCCAGACUGCUCGUGGCUUUGGUGGCCAGGAGUCCCCGAGCCCCAGUGGCAGCGUGGCCGGGGGCAGGCACGCCCGCUCCGUGAGUGUCCCACCACAGCCCCGUGACUGCAUCCUCUCCUCCUGGUCCUCCUGGAGCAAGUGUGACCCCUGCCAGAAGAAAAGGUACAGAUUUGCCCGCCUGGAACAGCCCUCUCAGUUCAGCGGAGAUCCCUGUGAUGCCUCUGACAGAGAGGCUGAGCAGUGUGUCACAAACAGUCCUUGCAGGAGUAGAGCUCGCUGCGAUGGGUUUGUGUGUGCGGUUACAGGGAGAUGCAUUGCACGGAGGCUGCUCUGCAACGGGGAUGACGACUGUGGGGACCAGUCAGAUGAGAAAAACUGCAAAAAAGUGUUCAGGAAAUGUGACCAGGAGAUGGAAGAGUACUGGGGAAUAGAGAAUCUGGCAAAAGGGUUGAAUAUCUUCACAAACAGCUUGGAGGGGUUGGUCCUUGAUCACAGGUACUACGCUGGGGGAUGUUCUCCCCAUUACAUCACAGACACGAGGUUCAGGAAGCCCUACAACGUGGAAAGCUACACACCAGAGACCAAAGGCAAAUAUGAAUUUACAAUGACUGAAUAUGACUCCUACUCAAAUUAUGAAAGCAGUGUCCUGAAGGCAAAAGCUUCGCAGACAAGCUUCAGCAUCGGUAUAAAAAUACCAAAAGUGUUUGAACUUGGUUACAAUUCAAAUGACAUGAGGUUCAAGAAGUUCAUGCAGAGGAUUAAAAGAUUUUCUUCAAGUUCCAGCAAGUUCAUCCACGCCCGCUCUGAGCUGGCUGUUGGUGUUUACAAGCUGAAGCCCCGGGCCCUGAUGCUGCAUCACGAGUUCCUGCAGCGGCUCCGGCAGCUCCCCACGGAGUACAGCUACGGGGAAUACCGGGAGCUCUUCAGGGAUUUUGGGACACACUUCAUCACGGAGGCCACUGUGGGAGGCACCUAUGAAUACACUUUGGUCAUGAACAGCGACGAGCUCCGCAAGGCGGGUUAUUCUCUGAGCGAUGUCCAGAAAUGUGCACAGAAGGGCUUUAACAUUGCUGUGGAUUUUGGUAAAUUCUCGGUGGGGCUUGGAGUAGAUUUAGCUGGCUGUAAAGCCCUUUUGAAAGAGAUUGGAGACAGCACUACCAGGAAGCAGUUUGUGGAGGAUUUCCUGGCGCUGGUCCGUGGAGGGGCGAGUGAAGACAUCACCACGCUGGCCCACAAGGACCUGCCCACGGCCCAGCUCAUGCAGCACUGGGGAGAUGCUGUGCAGUACAACCCUGAGAUCAUAAAGCUGAAGGCAGAGCCGCUGUAUGAGCUGGUGACUCCCUCUGACUUGUCCAUGAAAAUAAAGGAGAAUCUGCGCCGGGCUCUGGAUGAGUUCCAGCUGGAGAGCAGCUCCUGUCGCUGUGCUCCGUGCCACGGGAAUGGCAUCCCCUUCCUGAGAGGAACAGAGUGUGAGUGCCUGUGUCCCCUCGGCUACAGCGGCACUGCCUGUGAGAUCAGCAGGAGGAAAGAUGCUGCUGUUAAUGGAAACUGGGGGUGCUGGGCCAGCUGGUCCCCUUGUUCAGGAGGUCAGAGGACAAGAAGGCGAGAGUGCAACAACCCUGCCCCACAGAAUGGUGGCUCCCCGUGCUCAGGGCCAGCCUCUGAGGCAGUUCCUUGCUAGAAGGAAUCAGUAGGGACUCACACAAAACUGAUUUAGUUUGGCAGACUGCUUGGGAAGACAUCACCUCACUGGCUGAGUUGGCCUCGCUCUGCCCAUGGGUCUCAUCCAAAUCAGAAACAUUUCAAGAGACACUGGGAGCUGGGAGGGUGUUGGGAGCCACACCUUUGGAUGUGCAGUUGUCCCGUGGGAUUGAAUGUGCUUACGGACCUCAAUAUUUGCCUUUUCCCUGUGUUUAUUGCAAUGGGCUAAAUGAGACAAGCUUUAUCUCUGCCUGUUUUUGGUAGCUGCAUGAUUUCAAAUUGUACUGUCUUGUUGCUGAAGGUUCCUUUGAGAUAAGAAGAGACACUUUGAUCUUACGUGCAGCAGGAUGUGCACUGAUGCACAGCUUCUGUGAAGGCAGCUGUGUCAUGUGGAGCAAAAUCCAGCACAUUAAAGCCUAAAUCCCAAUGAGCACAACAGUAUCCAACGUGACAUUCAGAGCCACUGUGCCUCACUACCCUGCUUUCCCAAUUUAUUGUACUGUUCCCACCCCUGCCAUGGGCAGGGGCACCUUCCACUGUCCCAGGUUGCUCCAAGCUCUGUCCAACCUGGCCCUGGACACUUCCAGGGAUCCAGGGGCAGCCACAGCUUCUCUGGGACAAAUGGAACAUUUUGAAAAAGCUGUCUGCACAUCCCCAAGGUCUUCUGCCCUUAGUAGCUGUGUUUGCCCCAGACAAGCUGUGGUUCAUAAGUCUGAUCCCAUGAAAUCCAGUAUUCCAGCUGCUGCUGGGUCCACCCAGGGACAUCUGGGACAUCUGACUUGGAGAGACUUCACUGUGAAAAGAGACAAAUUGGUUUGCCUUUUGUUGCCAUACUGGGGCUGUGCAUCACAGUCCAGGUCUAACAACAGAGGGACUUUAGAACCCUGUGCACCAUUUCAUGAGCCUGGAUCCUUCCAGGGAUUUGCCUCCUGCAGCUUCGGUGGUGGUACAUGAUUUUUGCAAAGACAUUUGGUUGGGCCUGCUGUGAAAUAACCAGCUUUGCUCCAAAAGGCAAUUCCACCAGUGCAAAGUUGUUCAUGAGUGCUGUGAGUCUUCUAACAUCUGCAAGGUCAAACUCUUCUUCUGAGGGUUUUUUAGCAGAGCUGGUGAUGGUGGGCUGGUAUCGCCCGUUCCUUUCCUUUCAGACUGACGCUGUCUGAAUGUAAUUCCUGUGAGAGCAGCUCAGGCUCCCUGACAUCUGAACAAUGGAACAUGCAUUUAGUUGUAGCCCUCAUGCCGCCUCCACACUUAUCCACAGGGCUCCUGUGACAGCUUGAAGAAAGGCAGAGCACAUUGCAUAUGUAAAACAAGAGGGCUCUGUGCUCAUUAUGGCCUUCAUCAUUUAGCUGCCAACCCAAAACAUUUCCCUUUUCCACUGUGUAGCUGCAAUAUCUUUUGUGUGGUGGAAAUUUGCCAAGAGAUUCUUUUUUUGGGUCAUGGUCAAAGAGGUCAGUGCUUGUGUGAAGCAGGAUGUGCCUCCAGGUUUUUUGCAGGGGCUCUGUAGAUGCUCUGGAGGUGAGGACCCUGAGCAUGGUUCACCUCUGAGGACACAAACUGCAGUGCCAUUGCCUGCCCUUCUUGAGAAUCUCCAGUGUAAUCUGAUUAAGGGCAUUUCUCAGAUGAGUCAAGUGGCUUUUGUAACUUUAACCACCUCUCCUGAUCAUCAAGCUGGUCAGACACACAGCAGUGGUGCCUCUCUCCACUGCUGUGGCAAGGACAGCCAAAUGUAGUGACCUGACUUGGGACUGUUGCUCCCAAACCAGAAAAACACAGAUUUUUGGAAGUGGUAACAGUACCUGAGUUUGUUGUGGUUUUGGUUUGGGUUGUGGUUUUUUUUUUUGGAGGAAGAGAGGAGAGGUUUGACAGUCAUCAGGAUCAUCAGGAUAGUCUGACUGAAGUAUGAUUUCAGCAGUGGCUGAAUAUUCAGCCUGUAGGCUUAGAAACCUCUCAUAAAGGACAUAACUUUAUCUUGUCCUUGUGAUUUCGUGCUUUGAUUCACCUAACUAAUGAUUUAUUAUAACCUGGAGGGUAAUAAAAAAUACUAUGCUGAA
Molecule: messenger RNA, 3906 nt
Organism: Vidua macroura (Pin-tailed whydah)
Lineage: Eukaryota; Metazoa; Chordata; Aves; Passeriformes; Viduidae
Gene: C8B
Product: complement C8 beta chain
Exons: 12
Coding region: 111-1835 (574 amino acids)
Biological process (GO): immune response
Cellular component (GO): membrane attack complex
Molecular function (GO): protein binding
Source: RefSeq, a predicted model, not a curated record